CCGACAACUCCCUGCUUUACUCCUCUUCGCUGCUGCUGCAAUUCCCUCCGCCACGGCCCCGAGUUCACUUCUCUUCGCCGCCAAUCCCACCGUCACGUCCACGUCUUCACUCCUCCAGAAUCCAGUCCUCCUCGCACCUCGCUGGACGCCGCCAAUCCGCCACGGGCCACGGCCGCAACCCUAGCAGGCGAUUCAGACAGCGACUCAGACGACGAGUUUGCGUUCCCAGGUUGGAUUGUCGAAGAAGAUUUCUGGGACAGGGCAGCUCCGAUGAUCGAUGACGUUCAGAUUACAGACGGUGAUGAUAGAAACUGCGACAAGGUUAGGCUGAAAUUGAAUGAAAAAAUCAGUAGCGCUCCCUUGAUUAAUAGCCGAAUUUAUGGCGAGAUUGCAACAUGGCCACUGGAGUUUGAUCUUGAAAAUCCUGACCCAAUUUGUUAUUACAGAGUGAGUCAUUUACAAGCUCAUACCAUCAAUCUUAACCCCAAAGAAGUAGUUCUUCUUCCCCUAACCAGUCCCGAACCCCGAUCCCCUUUAUACGAAGGCCAGGUUAUUUAUCUGGCAUUUUCUUUGAAGAUUGAUGACGAGGAUAUAUUUGUUCACGGCCAAAUCCACAACAGCAACAACCUGUUUCCAGGCGAAGGUAUUUGCAGAUCGGAUGCUUUGGUUGUGAGACCCCACAAUAGUAAGGCCCUUCGCAAGUACGGCGGGCCCAUCAUCAAUAGAUCACUGAUUGGUGAUCCAGAAUGCGAUCCUGUGCUAAUGGACGCGUAUUACAGCAUGUAUGACAGAGCGUGGACUACUGUCAGUGUAAAGUCGUUGCUUGAAGGCGUGAGCAGGUUUUCCGGUUUCAUCGUUGCCCGUCCUUGCAUAUUCUACUCAAGGAUUUGUUUGCUCACGGUUAAACGAGCGGAUGAGGAAAAGAAGACAGUGGUGAUUCAGAGAGGCGACGAGGGUAUAGUGGGAAUUGAUGGAAGCAUUAAGCUUACAAGGUCGAUGGUUGCUGUACCGUGUUAUAUAGUGUUUGAUGAGGCCAAACAAAAUAAGGUGGACACGAUAUAUAGGGUGGCGGCUGCACGUUUUGCACGUCUAUUUCGUGACUUCGUCUGCUAAUAAUGAGCGGUAUAGUUUUUGUUAUCAUUUUCUUUCUUUUUUUGUUUAGCUUAUAUUUAUAGCUCCUAGCAUUAACAUAUAUACCUUGUUGAACUUAGGUAUAAACAAAUUCCAUUGUUAAUAUGGUUCUGAUAUCAUUGGUUUGAAACACAUUUAAGGAUUAGAUGUUCUGAAAUUUUUGAUCGAUUAACAGACUCCACGACGAAUUCAGUCAUGUGAGUUUAUAUUGCUCAGGAAUCUGUACACACAAACACACACACACACACACAUCACA
Messenger RNA from Striga asiatica, 1387 nucleotides. Lineage: Eukaryota; Viridiplantae; Streptophyta; Magnoliopsida; Lamiales; Orobanchaceae. The record is from the annotation of a GenBank genome assembly.